AUGCUUGUUUUCCAGAAUAGUGUGUCUGCUUCUCGCAAAAUGGCGAAACUUUACCACUCCAUCUCAAAAGAACGCAAAUAUUGGGAUAAAAAACUCUGUUCUUCUCAGGAGGAGUGGAAUUACAGGAUACAGCGCUCUUCCACCGUCUACGUUGGAAAUCUUGCAUUUACAACGCCUGAAGAGAGGAUCCACGAGGUAUUUUCACGUGUUGGCCGGAUAAAUCGCAUCGUUUUGGGCCUCAACAGCAUAGAGAAAAAUCCCUGUGGAUUUGCCUUCGUCGUGUACGACACCGUCACCGCUGCAAGACGCUCCAUAGGCUUGUUUAAAGGAUGUAUCAUCGACGGACGGGUAGUCAGGGUUGAUGCUGAUACAGGCGAUAAUAUAGACACUGAUCGCAAGCUUGCGCGUGGUAUCAACGGAUAUCAAUGGCGUGAUGUUUUCCGCACAGAAUUCGACACCAGCCGUGGUGGUCAAGGUCUCGGCAUCGAGGCAUCGUCUCUGGGCCACCAAGAAUUCAGGAUGCCAGCACCUCCCACUAGUGUUCUAGGUCCACAUGUCACGGAAGUUAUAGAUGGGACUGGGGUUAAGAGUAGGAGACACUUGUGA
Babesia sp. Xinjiang is the source of this 606-nucleotide messenger RNA. RefSeq names its product Nuclear cap-binding protein subunit 2. Gene Ontology annotation, biological process: mRNA cis splicing, via spliceosome. NCBI's taxonomy places the organism in Eukaryota, Apicomplexa, Aconoidasida, Piroplasmida, Babesiidae. Gene Ontology annotation, molecular function: RNA cap binding. Bases 1 to 606 code for a protein of 201 amino acids. Gene Ontology annotation, cellular component: nuclear cap binding complex. The transcript has 3 exons. The record is from RefSeq and is a predicted model, not a curated record.